CUUCUACAUACUACUAUCACUGCGGAACGUCGAUUUCAACCUCAAAAUGUCUUCUAUCAGACUCGUUCUGCAGGACCCAGUGAUCGUUAGGGAUUUCUUACGGACCAGGACACCGUUCGAGACAGCAAAGACAGCACUUUUCUUUUAUUUCGUCAUAACUCAGUCCCUCAAGCUCUGCAGGCAUGUCCAAGCUCGAGGCAUAACUGACUCUCUGAGAGACUCCUGGACAUGGUCCUAUAGACAAGUAUUACUACUAGCGUUGAAAAUACCCUCAGUGCAGAAGGAUGUUCAGCAGCAGUUGGACCAGGCGAGACUGGAUAUUGAAGGCAAGCUCGUACCCCAAGGAGUCGAUGUUUCCCGGCAUCUCGUUCUCCCAGACGAAGGAAAAUCAAUGGGGUGGAUACUAGCAGAGAUGGAGAAGAUGGACGGCGAAUUGGGUCCGCAUGCUGAUUGGAAACAUGGGAAAUUAUCAGGGGCAGUCUACCAUGGGGGAGAGGAUCUGUCAAGAGUUAUUGUCGCUGCUUUCGAGCGUUACACAGUUUCCAACCCUUUGCAUCCGGACGUCUUCCCUGCUGUCCGCAAGAUGGAAGCUGAGAUCGUCUCAAUGUGCCUACGGAUGUACAACAACCCGGAUGGAGCUGGUACCAUGACCUCAGGCGGUACUGAGUCCAUUGUCAUGGCUAUCAAAACUUAUAGAGACUGGGCACGAGAAGUGAAGGGUAUCACGGAGCCUGAGAUGAUUGUUCCAGCAACCGCCCACGCCGCAUUUGACAAAGGCGGAGCGUACAUGAAAGUAAAAGUGCACUUGAUUCCAGUAGACCCAGUAACUCGAAAGGUAAACAUCAAACGCGUUCGUAGAGCCAUCAACCGGAACACAAUCCUUGUAAGCAUCUUCUCUAUCAUAGCGGUAGUAUUGAACGCUGUCGUGCAGCUUGUAGGAUCAGCUGUCAAUUUCCCGGAUGGAAAUCAAGACGAUAUAGUUGUUUUGGGCGAACUUGCUGCAAAGCACAAUAUUGGCCUGCAUGUUGACUGUUGCCUUGGGUCCUUCAUUGUGCCGUUCCUAGAGAAAGCAGGACUUUCUGACGGAGAAGACGGAGGCGCAAGUAUCAGUUGCGAUACUCAUAAGUAUGGGUUGCACCCAAGGUCAGGCUUCGUUCAUGGGUCCUCUGUAAUCAUGUACCGCGACGCUGCGUUACGGCGUCAUCAAUACUAUGUCACACCUUACUGGACAGUUCCUUUAUUUUUGCGCCUGACUUUCCAUGCGCUUAGACCUGGUGCGUUGAUCGCGGGAACCUGGGCAGCGAUGCAAUACAUGGGAUCAGAUGGUUAUCUCAAGUCCUGCCGCGAAAUUGUUUCAUGCGCGCGUACGAUUGCCAACACCAUUACAAAUUCCAUCCCGGAACUGUAUGUACUUGGCUCCCCGCCCGCUUCUGUCGUUGCAUUCGGGUCUAAGUCUCCUGAGGUGAACGUCCACGAAGUCGGAGAUGCAAUGUCGAAGAGAGGCUGGCAUCUCAAUGCGCUGUCCGGACCAGCCGCAGUACAUAUCGCAUGCACACGUCUUACGCUCCCGCUUGUUGAUACGUUCAUCGCAGAUCUCAGGGACUCUGUGCAGCAAGCUAAAUUGACGCCAUCUGGGAAGGGGACGAUGGUUAGGCUCUACGGACUUGGAAAUUCCAGUGCCGUCGGCCCAGAGAUGGUCAGCGAGCUCGCUACAAUGUUCUUGGAUACAUUGUACAAGGCUUGAGGAAGUACUCUGGCUUUGCUGCGUAGUUAUGGAGUCUUGUAUAUGUGGUUUACAUCUUUGGCAUCUUGGAAGGACGUCUUAUUAUUAUUUGUAGGCGGCCUAGCAUAAUUUAUCCAAUGGCGGGUCAUGCAUAAUGCAAUGGCACCACAAUUCCAUAUGGAAAUAUUCGAAGCGUUGGGUCUUUAGGCCCACCAGGGGAAAGUCUUUUGUGUCCCUCAUCGGUUUCAAAAUAGGCACAUUGCAAUCGCGAUCGAUUGUAGGUACCAAAGCGUGAGUUUCAAUAGGAGGGUGUUCCUUGUAUUUGAUAUAUGGUACUGUCUCUUCCACUGCUAUAUAGGCACACCAAAUCUCAAAGUGCUCCCGACGCCUAAUUUUCCACGCCAAGGUCACCAGAAAGGAAGAUCUGCACGUCCAUUGCAGUAUUGGUUGAGGCACCGUCGUUUUCCAUAAUUCAAGAUUCUGUUA
Messenger RNA from Suillus subalutaceus, 2209 nucleotides. RefSeq names its product PLP-dependent transferase. The transcript is spliced from 12 exons. NCBI's taxonomy places the organism in Eukaryota, Fungi, Basidiomycota, Agaricomycetes, Boletales, Suillaceae. Gene Ontology annotation, cellular component: endoplasmic reticulum. Gene Ontology annotation, biological process: carboxylic acid metabolic process; sphingolipid catabolic process. Gene Ontology annotation, molecular function: pyridoxal phosphate binding; sphinganine-1-phosphate aldolase activity. Bases 47 to 1744 code for a protein of 565 amino acids. The record is from RefSeq and is a predicted model, not a curated record.